Phytomonas sp. EM1 is the source of this 1635-nucleotide messenger RNA. Lineage: Eukaryota; Euglenozoa; Kinetoplastea; Trypanosomatida; Trypanosomatidae. The record is from the annotation of a GenBank genome assembly.
AUGUGCGAGCUGACGUUCACGUCGCCCUCGCAGCGGGCGCGCGUGCAGCCGCUGCAUGAUGAGUGCCGUCCAGAGCUGUUUAACGUCGACUUCGACCUCAGCUUUCGGGCGUUUGGGAUUCGCAACUCGGAGCUGCUGCGGCGCUACCUCCUCAACCACCCCUGCGCGCGCCCGGGCGCGAUCGUCCUGAAGGACUGGUCAAAAACCAGCGGGGUGAACAACUCCGUGAACGGCUACCUCACGAGCUACGCGAUCAACAUCAUGUGGAUUUAUUUCCUCGUGCAGAAGGGCGUGGUGGCGUACGUGGAUCCGAUCGAGGAUAUCCCGGAAUCGCUGCGGUGUUAUCGCGAGGAGCUCGCGAAGGGCCCGCGAUACCGGCCGAUGCUCGACCCCGCCUGGAGCGCGGCGGAGCGGGCCGCGCUCGAGCGCGAGGCCGGGCGGUUGCUCAUGGAGUUCUUCCUCUUCUACGCUCACGAGUUCGACUGGGCAAACCACGUCGUCUCGCUCAAUCGAAAGGGGAUCACGACAAAACGGAUGUUGGGGUGGGAUUCAGAGGCGAUCGCCCCUCUUUCUCCCACCGCAGCGCCCCCUAGCGGGGGCGCCCGCCGGGGUGGCAACCUGACGCGUUAUUCCUUCUGCAUUGAGGACCCUUAUGAGGAGAACCUCAACCUCGGACGGCAUAUGGGGAUCACCAAGAGCCUCCGCGUUCGCGCGGAGUUCUGCCGCGCGUUGCUCUCCCUAUGCAAGGAUGGGGAAAGCGAGUCGUGCGUGUUCGUCUCGGCCGAUCGGGGUAGAACGGCCUCUCGAACGAAUCCCGGCGCCCUGCCGGGUUCCUCGUCCUCCCUGCUCACCGCGCCGCGUGGGCAGCUGCCGUUUAAAGUGCUCUACCGCCUGAUGGCGGUUUGCACGCGGGAGAUGGCGCUCGCGCGGCAACGGCAGACCGGGAGCCCCUCGAUCGACGCUGGGGUGCCCGAAGAAGAACUUCGCCAGGCCUUUCAAUCCGCCGCCGCGGUGGAGUUUCAGCUCGCGAGCAAGGCGUGGAAUUGGCAGCAGCUUGUGCAUCGGCUGGGGUUUAAAAUCCACCGCGGCGUCGUCCUCCCGCGGCGGGAGAUCGGCGCGAGGCGGUUCACCGCGCCGCCCCCUGCUCCGGAGGGGGGGGAGGACGGAUCCGCCUCCUCGUCAUCGGCCUCCCCCAUCUCUUCUUCUUCUUCGCCGGGGAGGGAAUCGGGCAGGCGAGGGGACGACACCGCGGGCGGCCUCGCGAACGCGAUGGUGAAGGCGCUUUCGGAAGGGUUUCUUCGUCUGACGCCGGAGUGGGUGGCGUGGUCGACGCCGUGGGCGGCGCUCCAUCUCCGUCGGCAGCCCUUCUUCACGCCGCCCGCGCGUCCGAAGGGCGAUGGGGAAUCGGCGGAGGGCGCGCGCGAAAAGGCCUCCAACACGGCGGUUGGAAAUCCCGCAGGCGGGGUGAAAAUCGGCGUCGGGGAGGGUGAAAACGCCGGUUUGCUCAAGCCCACCCGUCGCCACGCGGCGAGGUGGGAACCACCGGCUGCGUUUGCGCCCACGGCCUUGACGUUGGCCCCCCGUCAACGGGGGUUUUCCAUCGCGCGAUUGAUGCGAGGGCUUCUUCAUCGAUAA